Molecule: messenger RNA, 3881 nt
Organism: Aplysia californica (California sea hare)
Lineage: Eukaryota; Metazoa; Mollusca; Gastropoda; Aplysiida; Aplysiidae
Product: probable phosphorylase b kinase regulatory subunit alpha
Exons: 36
Coding region: 78-3797 (1239 amino acids)
Biological process (GO): glycogen metabolic process
Cellular component (GO): phosphorylase kinase complex
Molecular function (GO): calmodulin binding
Source: RefSeq, a predicted model, not a curated record
GAUUUUUGCUCCCUUUUUUUCAGAUGCUGAUUCAAAUCAAAAACAGCUGUUAAAGUGAGUACAGAUAUUCUGACAAAAUGAGGAGCAGGAGCGACUCCGGCAUCCGCCUGGACUACUACCAGCGACUUGUCAACAGAAGCAUAUUAAGAUACCAAUCUCCUGCUACCGGUCUUAUCUCAGGCAAUGAAAAAAAUCACUCAUGGGUUCGUGACAACAUUUACUGCAUCAUGGCAGUGUGGGGCCUUGCCUUGGCAUACAGGAAAACAGUGGACCUGGAUGAAGACAGGGCCAAGGCAUAUGAGCUUGAGAAAGCUGUGGUCCAGGCAAUGCGAGGACUGCUACGUUCCAUGCAGAUGCAGAGUGAGAAAGUUGAGCAGUUCAAGCGCACUCAGAGCCCGCGGGACGCCCUUCACGCCAAAUACAGCAGCACCACCGGCAAAACCGUCGUGGGUGACUACGAGUGGGGACACCUACAGAUCGACGCCACCUCAUUGUACAUUCUAGCCUUGGCUCAGAUGACUGCUUCAGGUGUGGUGAUUGUUUUCACUCUUGAUGAGGUUGCUUUUGUCCAGAACCUUGUGUUCUACAUCGAAGCGGCUUACAGAACUCCAGAUUAUGGCAUUUGGGAGCGGGGUGACAAAACAAACCAUGGACUCCCAGAAUUGAAUGCUAGUUCCAUUGGAAUGGCAAAGGCUGCCCUUGAAGCCAUCAAUGAGCUAGAUCUGUUUGGGUCUCGUGGGGGACCAGCAUCCGUCAUUCAUGUUCUGCCAGAUGAAGCUCAGCAAUGUCAGGCUAUUCUUCAAUCAAUGCUGCCAAGAGAGUCCAUUUCAAAAGAAACAGAUGCGGCCCUGCUCACUGUGAUCAGCUUCCCAGCAUUUGCUGUAGACGACCCAGAGCUGAUAGCUCUCACACACACGACCAUCAAGGAUAAGCUAGAGGGCCCCUAUGGCUUUGCCAGGUUUUUGAGGGAUGGCUAUAAGACUGCCAAGGAGGAUCCACGCAGGCUGCAUUAUGAACCCUGGGAGCUGAUGGUGUUCGAAAAUAUCGAGUGCCAGUGGCCACUCUUUUUUGCUUACCUCAUUCUCGAUGGACUCUUUACUAACAACAAAGAGCAGGUUGAUACAUACAGGAAGAAACUAGACGAAGUUAUGUUAAAGAAUGAUGAAGGAAUCCCUAUACUCCCUGAACUUUACGCUGUUCCGAAGGAGCUGGUUGACAAAGAAUAUGCAAAACCCAACAGCCAGAAACGAGUUGCAAUGGGGAAGAUUCCUCACAUGUGGGGACAGUCUAUGUACAUCUUGGGCAGACUCAUGAUUGAGGGCUUCCUUUCACCAGGGGAGCUGGACCCACUAAACAGAAGACAUGUGACAGAAACAAAACCUGAUGUUGUAGUUCAAGUGGUUCUGCUAGCAGAAGACAGCUUAAUACAAGACAAGAUGGCGCUUCAUGGCAUUGAACUACAAACCGUGGCAGAAGUAGCUCCGAUCCAGAUCCACCCAGCACGUGUUCUUUCCAAGAUCUAUUCUCUGUUAGGGAAGAACAAAAGGAUGGGCCUUUCUGGUAGAGCCCCAUCUAGUGAAAUCGGCCUGCUGGCUACCAGCAAGCUCUACAUGCUUCAUGACAAGAUCUUAGCCUUCGUGCCACAGUUCAUGGACCUGACCCGCUUCUACGUGGUGCUGGACACCAACUUCCUGGUGGACUUCUUGCGUACCGAGGUGGCCUACCUGAAGCGUAGCUGGAAAGCCCUGGGCCGACCCAUUGUCACAAUUACUAUCUCACACCAACUGCUGGACAACUACCAGCACCCUCCCAAUGCAUUGUUGGCCACCAUCAAGAAACUGCAGAGUGGCUACAUCAGUGGCACAAGAGUUCACCUGGGCAAGUUGUCAGACUUCCUCCACACGUCCUGCAUGACCAAACUCAGCUUUCUGCGAGAUAUUGACGACCAGUCGGGAAAACAGGAGAGGAUGGUAAUUGACCAGCUUAUGGCCGGUUCAUCUGGACCGCGUCAGCGUUUGCUCAGCGACUCUCGCAGCAAAACCAAAAAACGUCCAUCAUUUCGCAGUGCAUCCCUCAGUGUUCAGGGAAUCAUUCGCCGAUCUCGUUCAAUCCAGAUUGAUCCGGAUGAGAUUCCUGAGUUGCACUCUCUGAUUGGUUUGGGUGACACGGAUCGCACUAGAACGUCGUCAGACGGGGAGAGAAGAGACCCAGAGCUGGAAGGUUCUAGUGGCCUGAGCAGACAGAACUCAUCAGGCAAUACCUGUGGCUCUCCGCUGAGCCCUUCCUCGAAUCACAACUUCAGCUUUGAUGCUGCUCAACGCAUCUCCCACCAUCUGAAGGAUGAGACAGACAUGAGCGCCAGCCCCUCAGACAGCCCGCACACGUCGCCCAAAACGUCUCGAAAACACCUCAAAUCUGUGUCGGAGGUGGAGGACACAGACACCACUGAGCUGGUGGACCAGCUGAAGCAGACGUCGAACCUACAGGAGCAGGCAGACAUCAUACACUACUUGUUUGUUACCAAAGGCCCCGACUGGGACACCCACAUGGAAGAGAACAAGAAGGUGCCUGUGAAGGAACUACUUAUAGAACUCUAUGAGAAGGCUGGCCACUGGAAGCAGUGGUGGCUAGUGCGCCACACAGCGGGAAUGCUGAGGAAAAGAGUGGAAGACUUGGCCUUGGCUGCCACAGAUCUGCUGGUGAGACAGAAGCAACUCUCAGUGGGCCUCCCCCCGGACAAUGAGACAAUCAUCACCAGCCCUCUGCCCCCUGAUGAGUUGGCAGCCAUCAUCUAUGAAGCCUGUGGUGAGGAUCACAGCACGGCAUCACUUACACAGGAGCUGUUAGUGUACCUGGCCAUGUUCAUUCGUACGGAACCACAACUGUUUGACGAGAUGCUGCGGCUGCGAGUGGGGCUCAUCGUGCAAGUCAUGGCGUCAGAGCUGUCCCGGACUCUGCAGUGUUCUGGUGAGGAAGCAUCAGAUCACCUCCUCAACUUGAGUCCCUUUGAGAUGAAGACGUUGCUGCACCACAUCCUCAGUGGAAAAGAAUUUGUCAUCAGCAGCGAGAAAGCAGACGGAGGGAAACACCAAAAAUUGGGCGAGAAAAUCAUGGACUUGGGCAGGCGCAAGAGUGUGGUGACUGUACCAGUUUCGGUCGCUGCGUCAUCAGAAAAUCAGGUGAGCGCCGACCUGCCCACACUGGGGAUGAGUUCUCAGAUCAUCUCAAAGGAGCAACAAGAGGAGGAGGAGAUCGCUGACCGCCAGGGCCAGUGGCUGCGACGCCGGCGUCUGGACGGGUCACUCAACCGCGUCCCACUCGGGUUUUACCCCAUGUUGUGGGAGCUGCUACACAGAUGCCAUGGCCUGCUGAUUAAGGGGAAUGCACUCCCGGGUACUCUCACUCAAGAGAUGACGAAGGGUGAGUUCAAGUUUGCCCUGCAGGUAGAAAUGGUCCUGAACCGAAUCCCUCAGCCAGAAUACCGUCAGCUGAUGGUGGAGGCCAUGAUGGUGCUUACCAUGCUGCUGGAGAACGACGGUCACCGCCUCAAGCUUAGCCAGAUGGACAUCGAGGUGGACAAGAUUGUGCACGAGGCCAACUCCAUGUUUAUCAGAGAUCUGAAAAUGCCGCCGGACGUGGUGGAGCAGGCAACCGGAGCUGCUGGGAUCUGCCUCUACCUGUACGACAGCGCCCCCAGUGGUCGUUUUGGCUCCAUGGCGUACAUGUGCCGAGCCCUGGCCAACAUCCUCAACAUGCCAGUUAAUGAAGAGAAUGCUUUCGAGUGUACUGUCAGCUGAGCCGCUACACAGUUAUUAACCCACAUUCACCAUUUUGUUUCUUUUUUUUAGCUUGAGAUCAAAUUUUUUUCUAUUGCUGUGGGG